Nicotiana attenuata is the source of this 3652-nucleotide messenger RNA. RefSeq names its product pentatricopeptide repeat-containing protein At1g04840. Bases 133 to 2160 code for a protein of 675 amino acids. The record is from RefSeq and is a predicted model, not a curated record. Gene Ontology annotation, biological process: RNA modification. The transcript is spliced from 5 exons. Gene Ontology annotation, molecular function: zinc ion binding; protein binding; RNA binding. NCBI's taxonomy places the organism in Eukaryota, Viridiplantae, Streptophyta, Magnoliopsida, Solanales, Solanaceae.
UCACUCUCCGUCCACCACUGUACUACUACUAGUAUUCUUUUUCCGCCACCAUUGCACUAGCAUUACUUCCAUUUUUCCUUCUCAUUUCUGAAUCUGUUGCUUUUUACUGUUACAACCAAUCUCUGUUCAAAAAUGAAAGUAAUUCCUAAUCUCAAACUUCCUAAAAAAUCUCCCAAAAUCCUCAAUUCCCCACCACCUAAUAAAUCAUCAUGCUCUAAGAACAAUAAUAAUGAAAAUCUGAAUGAAACCCAUUUCAUAUCUCUAAUUCACUAUUGCAAAAAUACCCAUCAACUUCAACAAAUCCAUGCCCAAAUUAUUCGCCAAAACUUAUCAUCAAAUAGCAGAAUCAUUACUCAGCUGAUAUCUUCAGCUUCUUUACGCAAAUCCAUUGACUAUGCAUUGUCUGUUUUUAGUUGUUUUCGUGGUCCGAAUUUGUAUUUGUUUAAUGCUUUAAUUAGAGGAUUGAAGGAGAACUCUUGUUUUGAAAAAUCAAUUGGAUAUUUUAAGCUAAUGCUUAAGAUGGGUGUUAAGCCUGAUAGGCUUACGUACCCGUUCGUGUUGAAAUCAUUAACGGCAUUAGGUGAAAAAGGAGUUGGUGGGAGUGUGCAUUGUGAGGUUUUAAAGAUGGGAUUGGAGUACGAUGUGUUUGUCCGGGUUUGUUUGGUUGAAAUGUAUGUGAAAGUUGAGUUGGUGGAUUUCGCACUCCAGCUGUUUGAUGAAAGUCCUGAGAGAAAUAAGGCUGAGAGCGUGCUUUUGUGGAACGUCGCGAUUAAUGGGUGUUGUAAGACUGGACAGGUGAGUAAGGCGUUGGCGUUGUUUGAGGAAAUGCCCGAGAGGAAUGCAGGUUCUUGGAAUACUUUGCUUAGUGGGCUGUUGAGGAAUGGGGAGGUGGAUAAAGCGAUGGAACUUUUUGAUGGGAUGGUGGAAAAGAAUGUGGUUUCUUGGACUUGUAUGAUUCACGGGUUAACACUAAAUGGAUUGCACCAAAAGGCGCUGGAUUUGUUUUUCAAGAUGGUGGAAGAAGGUACAAAGCCGAAUGGUUUAACAGUUGUAUCUGCACUUUCUGCUUGUGCAAAAACUGGGGCACUAGAGGCAGGGAGAAAGAUUCAUGAAAAUAUUUCGAACAAUAGGCUCCAUUUGAACGUAGCAGUUGGUAAUGCUUUGCUUGAUAUGUACGCGAAAUGCGGGUAUAUUGAGUCUGCAGGCCUGGUUUUCAGUGGAUUGAAGGAGAAGGAUAUUCGUACGUGGAGUAUAAUGAUAUGGGGUUGGGCAAUUCAUGGACAUGUAGAUAAAGCUCUUAGGUGUUUUGAACAGAUGAGAUUAGCUGGAAUCAAACCUGAUGGAGUUUCUUUCCUUGCUGUUUUAACUGGAUGCUCUCACGCUGGAUGGGUGGAUCAGGGCCUUCAAAUCUUUGAUAGCAUGCAGCGCGAGUGCUCAAUUGAGCCCACUAUGAAACAUUAUGCUGUAGUAGUAGAUCUACUUGGCAGGGCUGGCCGAUUGGAUGAGGGCUUUAAAUUUAUCGAAAGUAUGCCCUUAGAGCCAGAUUAUGUGAUUUGGGGUGCACUUUUUUCUGCUUGCAGAGCUCACAAGAACAUUGAAAUGGCAAAAGUUGCAUCACAGAAGCUCCUGCAGCUUGAUCCAAAGCAUGCUGGGGGUCAUGUGUUUCUAUCUAAUGUUUAUGCAGGAGCGGGGAGAUGGGAUGAUGUGGAAAGAGUUAGAAGUUCAAUGAAGAACAAAAAUAUUGACAAGGAUCCUGGAUGGAGUUCGAUGGAGGUGGAUGGUCAGUUGCAUACAUUUGUUGCUGGUGAUAAUGCUCAUACACGUAAGCAGGAGAUAUACUCGAAAUUGGAGGAAAUUAUUAUGGGAGCUAAACAACACGGUUACAUGCCUGAAACCGAGUGGGUGCUUCAUAACAUUGAUGAGGAAGAGAAGGAAGGAGCCUUGGGAAGUCAUAGUGAAAAGUUAGCACUUGCUUUUGGUCUCAUUAGUACUGGUCCUGGUGAGAUCAUUAUGAUUGUGAAGAAUCUUAGAGUGUGUGGCGACUGCCAUUCGCUAAUGAAGUACGUCAGCAAGAUCAGUCAAAGGGUGAUUGUGUUAAGAGAUAUAAAGAGAUUCCACCAUUUCAAAGAUGGAGUUUGCUCCUGUAAAGAUUACUGGUGAACUAGAAAGAAUACAAGUUGGCGAGGAGCUACUUGGAGAGAUGCUGAUUGAGGAAUAAAAUGAAUUAAGUGGUUUAUCUCAAACUCCGUUAUCUUUUGGUUUUCCUCUCAGUAAUGUAUGUCUUGUAUAACUGAUAGCAUUACCUAAACCAAAGGAGUGAGCCUGGGAAAACUUUUUGUGACAAACAGGGAAAGAUAAGGUCAGGAAACAUGAAGGAUUGGAUAAUGUGGUUUCUGAUUAUCUCUUUCCCACUACACUUUGUUCCUUGCAGGUAGUAGUCCACAGUUCAGAAUCGUGCGUCAGCAGAUGCAUCUCAAAUAGAUACUCUUUUCAUGGGCACACUGAAUUCCUAUUGGGUUCUCAAUUGCUGACACUGAUGGCAUCCAGGGAAAAUUUGCAGCAGACAGUAGCUAAAAUUUGGGACCAAGGCAAGUCUUGAGUACAGCUUCCCAACCACUCCCUGUCCAUCCUUUAAAGAAUGGAAGGGAAACAAUUUAUACUUGAUCAAUUAUUAGGUGACGAUAUAUCAGUGGACUUCCUGUAACACGAGUGUGAAAAUAGAAAAAGAAGCUUCUCAUUAACUUGGUGGAUCUGGCGCAUUUUUCCUGCAUCCACAUAGGUUUGGAAGGAGAAGUUAUCAGGACACCAGGUGGUGGAGAAUCUACUGCUUUCUUGCGAUCGGUUGCUCCAACUGCAAAUAAGCACAUGAGACUUCCUGGUAAUUCAUAGCUUCAAGAGAGAUAAUAGCCGUGGCGGAAAUGGCACUUGGCAUCAUCAAUCUUGGAGAGCCUUUUGUGAAGAUCCAAAUAGUCUUCAACUUUAUUGAAGAUUCAAAUAGACUUACUGCCAUGGAUGUGGCAACCUGAAUAACUACGGUAAGGAGUAGAGUCUUCUGUUCAAGGGCACAUUCCUCCCCAUCUCUUUCGCCCUUGUCAAGCAGGAAUGGUGGCACCUGCUUAGCAGGUAUAAGAGUUUCUUGUUAGAGGACAGAGAACAAAGCAAACCCCAACACUGCUUGGGCCAAUACUGCGGUUAGAUGAAGUUUGUUAAAGAGUUGAAGCCUAUGGCGGAGCUAGUGUAUUGGCUACGGGUUCGGUCACACCCAAAUAACUUUGGUCCAAACUUGUAUUUGUCUUGUGAAAUUGAUUGAAUAUGUACACAAUUAUUAAUUUUGAAGGUUACUUAAAAGAAGUAGAAUCCCGAACCCAUAAGCUUCAAAAUCCCGGCUCCGCCUUUGGUCGAAGCAACAAUAGUCAUGUGCUUAUUUGUACGAGGCACCUCUCUAUUUCACCAUUUUUUUCAGCAGACCUCCCCCACCUCCAACUCCAAACCUCCAAGUGCCGAGGUGCGGUUGGAGCUGGUGAAAUAGGUGAGGCAGCGAUCAUGUGCUUGAUUUGCUAGUUUGUUACAUUUCUCUUGUUUCUUAUGUGGAAAACAGUUUGGACGAAUAGACUGUUAUUGGCAGUAGGUAAAUGUAUUGGUUUGACACUGU